Poeciliopsis prolifica (blackstripe livebearer) is the source of this 472-nucleotide messenger RNA. Its product is annotated as protein FAM240B. The record is from RefSeq and is a predicted model, not a curated record. The coding region runs from base 148 to 381 and encodes 77 amino acids. NCBI's taxonomy places the organism in Eukaryota, Metazoa, Chordata, Actinopteri, Cyprinodontiformes, Poeciliidae. The transcript is spliced from 4 exons.
CGAACGUUCAGCUGGGCUCUGCCUGAAGGUCAGUGGCUUCUUCUCCUCAUAAAAAAGAUCAGAUAUCUGCUCCAGUGACUUCAUCCAGCCUCUUAGAGUUGUGGACGAAUUGGGAAUCAGAAACAGAUCUACUUGUUUCCCCUACAGAUGAACUUGGCUCUGAUCCACGACCGUCUGUACAUCAAGUCGUUCUGGGAGAAUCGGAUCAGCGCCGAUAACCAGCAUGCAGAGAGUGAAGAGAACAGGAUGAACAAGAGCGCCCUGAAGAAGCUGAGGGGGGAAUGGGUCGUCCGACUGGAGAACCGGAACAAAAACCUGAAGAAGCUCAACGACGGCUUCGUCCGGAAGGCGAAGGCGGAGAAGUCAGCUGACCAGACAUGAGCCAAUCAGAGGGCAGCAGGAGCGACGGACGAGUUUCAGUGUUUAGAUUCUUAAAAUGUUUCUGAAUAAAUGAUUUAGUUCUGAUGUGAAA